GUAGUCAAAUUAAAUCUUAGGUCUGAAAAAACUGGUCCUCUACUCCGUGAGGUAGCUAGACACGUCGCACGCGCUAAACGGUGUAUUAUAAUUACCGGUGCUGGUAUUUCUUGUAGUGGUGGAAUACCCGAUUUUAGUAGUUCAGACGGUCUUUAUAGCAUGAUAAAAAGUCAAUAUCCGGGUACUUUUCGUUCGGGCAAGGAUUUAUUUGACGCUGGCUUACUUAGAAACCAUGAAUCUAUUAAAGCAUUUUAUCUUUUUAUGGGAGUAUUAAAAGAGUUGAUUGUAAAUGCUACACCGACAGCCACACAUUUUUUUAUAAAAAAAUUGGCUGACAUGAAGAAAUUAAAAAGAGUAUAUACACAAAAUAUAGAUAAUCUUGAAGAAUUAGUGGGAUUAGAAGUGGAUUGGCAACUUGAAAGAGUUAAACACUGUCAAGCACAAGUAGUUCAAUUACAUGGAACCAUGGCAAAGCUACGAUGUAGCGCUUGUACAAAUAAUUAUUCUUUUGCGACGCAAUAUUGUGACGUUUUUAAGCAAGGUGAGGCGCCAAAUUGCCCCGGAUGUGAAGAGAGAGAGGACGCCAGAAUCGAACAGGGUAGACGACCUCACACUAUUGGACAACUGAAACCUACAGUAAUUCUUUACGGUGAUUCACAUCCUAAAGGAUUAGAAAUUUGUCAAAUUGCUGAACAAGAUAAAGAUAAAGCGGAUUGUUUGGUUAUAAUGGGAACAUCUUUAAGAAUUCCUGGAGUAAAAGCACUCAUAAAGGACUUUGCUAGAGCGGUUCAUGAUCGAGAAGGUUAUGUGAUAUUGGUAAAUGCUACGGAUGUAGUUACUAAAGAAUGGAAUGGGUUAAUUGAUUAUCAAAUAGAAGGUACAUGUGAUGAAUGGGUUAAACUUGUUGAAAUAGAAUUAUCAAAUAUCGAAAGAACAGCGGCUACGAGACUUUUGAAAAGUAAAUCGGCCGUAACAAAUAAUAAAGAACAAGAUAAAAAAGAACGAAAGAAGGGUCGUGAUGAAGAACCAUUAGAUAAGAAAGGAAAAAAAACAAAAGUUAACAUAGAUAAACGAGUGGAAACGAAGAAUUCAAAUAAAGAAUUAAUGGAAACGAGAGAAAGAAAGAAGAGACGUCUUAAUGAUGAAGCAAUAGAGAAAAGAGAAAGGAAGCCGAGAAUUCUCAAAGAUAAAAUAAUCAAGAAGAAGGAGAGAAAGCCAAGGAGUGCAAAAUCCAUACAAUCAGAUAUAAAGGAAAGGAAAACGAGAGCUCUCAAAAACAAACUUUUUGAAAGAAAAAAAAAAAGACCCUUAACGUAG
Racocetra persica is the source of this 1317-nucleotide messenger RNA. The record is from the annotation of a GenBank genome assembly. Lineage: Eukaryota; Fungi; Glomeromycota; Glomeromycetes; Diversisporales; Gigasporaceae.